UUAUUUACGUGCAUCACGGCGGCUCAGACCAGAGUCUCUUCCUGCGCGUCUGACAUCUCCUCCACAGGAGCUGGGAGCAGCUCUCUCCACACCCCCACACCCACAACAACACACAGCAUCAUCAGCGUCGCAACACUGAGCAGCACGGACCUCAGCAGAUGGUGAUCAAGCUCUGGCUCUCCGAACAUCACCAGGGUCUCAGAUCGGAACACGCAGAGACCAUUUCUCAACACCACACACCAGAACUGAGCACUGUCCUGCACAGAGACGUUCCCGAUCACCAGCCUUGUGCCGGAGAGAUACAUGUGUUCGGGUUGUUGAUACUCAUAGAUAAUAAAGACUCGUCCUUUGCUUCUGUUGCACCUCAGGAACCAGAGGACCUUAUCAGUCUGACUCCAGUCCACACAGGGGAGAGUGAGGUCCUCCCCUCCAGUGAAGAGCACCGCAGCAGCAGGCUCAGGACAUACGUACAGGUCUGAUCGUCAACUGUAAGCCGUUUUACUCCCCACGUGAGUUCGCUUCAUUCAUUCUGGCUGCCGUAUAUAUCCCGCCCAGCGCGGAUGGACGCUCGCGGAUCAGGUUCUGCAUGUGGAGCGAACUUUCCCGGACUCUCCUGUGAUGGUGCUUGGUGACUUCAACAAGGCGACUCUGAGUGAGGAGCUUCACAGGUGCAGGCAGGUUGUAAAAUGUCCCACCAGAGAGCAGAGCGUGCUGGAUCACUGUUCCUCAUCGCUCCGCAACUCUUAUACCGCCCUCCCUCGAGCUGCACUGGGUCUCUCUGACCACUUGAUGCUUCAUCUUGUUCCCACAUACAAGCAGAAGCUGAAGCUGGCAAAGCCUGUGGUGAGGAGCAUGAGGAUCUGGACAAGUGAAGCUAGAGAGGAGCUGCUGGCUUGUAUGGAGACCACAGACUGGGAGGUGUUCAGGGCUGCGACCAAUAAUCUGGAUGAAUAUACAGACACUGUGACUUCAUGGAUCAGCUACUGUGAAGAGUGCACAGUUCCAACGCGCACCAAGGUGAGUUAUGCAAAUGACAAACCUUGGUUCACAGCUAAACUCAACCAGAUCAGACGGGAGAAGGAGGCAGCUCGCAAGAGUGGGGACAGGAAGUGCUACAAAGAGCUGAAGUAUGGGUUUCAGAGGGAGCUGAAGAAAGCUAAGGCCGCAUACUCUGACAAACUCACGCAGCAGUUCUCAGCCAAUGACUCGGCUGCGGUGUGGAGAGGGCUCAAGGUGAUCACUAACUACAAGCCACGUGCCCCCCACACUCUGAAGAACCUCGCUCUUGCACAGGACCUGAACAACUUCUACUGUCGCUUUGAGCAGCCAUUUUGCACCAACACCUCUGUGGUCUCUCCAGCCCCAUGUUCCACUUCACAACAAAGGACUGUGCUGUCUCUUAGUGACACAACUGAGACGAACGAUGUCACUGAGACAGCAAAGUCGAUCACAGUCACUCUUGAUGAGCCACCCCCUCACCUCCCCCCUCUUUCUCUUGACAUCAUGGAGCAGGACGUGCUCACUCAUCUCCUGGUUGUCACAGAUGAGGAGAGUGGAGUUCCUCUCCAGCGUUGCCCCGGGUCCAGCACUGCUCCAGGUACUGACCCGAGUGGGAAACAGCCAGAUCUGUUAGCCGAUAAUAGGAGGCGGAAGAGUUCCACAGGAGCUGCUUCCGCUCACUGGUCCAUCUGGAGACGGAGCAGAAAUCAGCGGUGUCGUCCAGGUGGAAGUCAUUGACGCUCCCUGGUGUCAGGAUGACCUCAGCGUGGAUGUUGGACAUGAGCGCCAGCAGCAGCAGCCAUGCAGCCAUGGCGUCGAGUGAGAGGGACUCAGCUCUGACAACAGCGUCAUGUUCGCAAUCUCCACACCAUCAGUAGCUCCAUGCGACCGAAGAUUGGAUCAGGAGGAGGCUGCAGCUCACUUCCUGUUGGCUUUAUCAGGUGUGAAGCGUGGAGGAAAUGAACAUCAGCUGACAGCGCUUGUGUAUGGGACACCAUUCUUGGAAACACACCUACUUGUUGGGACAUUUUGCUUGAUGGGAACAUUAGAGGUUAAGCCUCCAUUUAAGGAUUAAGGCGUCAACAUGAUUGGGAUUAAGUUUGAUCAUGAGGAGUCCUGGUUCAGGCGAGCCAUUUGUUUUGGCUGCUCAGGCUGGGGACAGCACUGUCACGGAAAUGUCCCCACAAAGACAGCGGUGUGUGUGUUCGGGGGUAUUUACCGGCCGGCCAGUGUCUCACUGGCACAUAAUGACUGGGAUGGUUUCGGCACUCGCAGGAUUUAUCGCCGCUUUUGACGCCACUUUCCUUCUAAAUUACAGCUGCGGCGUGAACAAUGAGGCGGCCUGCGAGUCAGAGUCCCACGGUCCGACGCCCCCACCUCCCCUCACACCUUCUGCUCUCCAUCUCAGCCUGACUCGUCCUCGAUUCAGGUCACAGCAGCUGUAGCCUCCUCGUGUGCUGUUUCUGCUGAAAGCCUCAGACAUCUUCAGAAGCCUCUCCAACCUCACAGCAGGUGCUCCACCUCUCUUCACCAUCCGCUGGUGACACCUUCAUCAUGAACCUCAUCUCUUGUCCUCUUCUUUAUCUCCAACAUUCUUGGUCCAAAGUCUGACCUUUUUCUUUGUCCCAAUGAAGGUAUCUCCAACAACCUAGAAAGUAGAAGAAAGGCGACUGCACGAGCAGCAGCCAGUUGGGCAGCUCCUGUUCUUCCUGAGCUUUUUCAGUUUUUCUGUCCUGUUUGUGUGUGGAUUUGCUGGACAGUGAUAACCCAGCAUUACAUGCUAACACCAUGCUACAAAGACGGGACCAGCACCAACGACAGCGAGCUGGUGGCAAUGGUCCUGCAUCGGUGGGAGAGUGUAACACGAUGCUAGUCACGGAGCCGUGGCUAGCAGCGGAUGCGACCGUCGUACGGGUUCCAGCUCUCUGUCCAAGGCUGGGUAACUCCUCCAGAGACGGACUGAUCCACUCUCACUGCAUGGGGGAGCGACUCGGUCGGUGCGGAAGACAGUGGUGGACCCUAACUGGACUCAGUGUUCAUUGUUGGGCAUUUUGGAGAUUUCUACACAUUCCUCUUGCACUUUAUCAUGUGUUAUUUUGUUAGUUUUACGUAUAUUUCAUUUUUAUUUUUGGUUACGAUGCUGAUUUUGCUUUUUCUAAAAUGGUUUUCUUUGCUUUCAUGUUGAAAUGCUGCCAUAACAACCAAAAUUUACCAAUUGUGGGAAGAGCAAAUCCAAACUAAUCCAAUAUAAUGUAUUCCAAAAUAAUAAAAUACUUUACAUUAAGUAUAAAAUA
This is a messenger RNA of Synchiropus splendidus (mandarinfish), 3293 nucleotides long. RefSeq lists its product as uncharacterized. The coding region runs from base 619 to 1737 and encodes 372 amino acids. The record is from RefSeq and is a predicted model, not a curated record. NCBI's taxonomy places the organism in Eukaryota, Metazoa, Chordata, Actinopteri, Syngnathiformes, Callionymidae. The transcript is spliced from 2 exons.